Messenger RNA from Medioppia subpectinata, 478 nucleotides. NCBI's taxonomy places the organism in Eukaryota, Metazoa, Arthropoda, Arachnida, Sarcoptiformes, Oppiidae. The record is from the annotation of a GenBank genome assembly.
UUUUGUGAAAAAAUAAUAAAAACAAUAUUUUAAUCAUUGAAUUGACGGCUAAUUGAAAGACAUCUUCAGUGAAACGAUGGAAAACAAUGGCAACGCCGCAGACAUUGUCUCCGAAAGCGAUUCAAUGGACGACAACAACCAAAUGGACACAAAUAGCUCUCAAGAUGAAACUGCAGACGAGCCCGAAGUGUCUUUGGAUUUGGAAGCGCUAGAGAUUGAGUUGAAUCACUCGAAGAUUCAGUCGAUGGAAAUCCUCAGUGUAUUGACGAGAGCCGAGUGUUUGGGUCUUAGAAAUAAUGUGAUUAAGAAGAUCGAGGGUUUGAAUCAAUUGGUGACUCUUCGGGAACUCGAGUUAUAUGACAAUCAAAUCACUAAAAUCGAGAAUUUGGACGCUUUGGUCAACUUAGAAGUUCUUGAUCUGUCGUUCAAUCGGAUCCGCAAAAUCGAGAAUUUGGAGAAUUUAGUGAAUUUGAAAAAA